Drosophila obscura is the source of this 1372-nucleotide messenger RNA. It is a transcript of the gene Or9a, whose product is annotated as odorant receptor 9a. The record is from RefSeq and is a predicted model, not a curated record. Gene Ontology annotation, cellular component: plasma membrane. The transcript has 3 exons. Gene Ontology annotation, molecular function: olfactory receptor activity; odorant binding. Lineage: Eukaryota; Metazoa; Arthropoda; Insecta; Diptera; Drosophilidae. The coding region runs from base 1 to 1179 and encodes 392 amino acids. Gene Ontology annotation, biological process: detection of chemical stimulus involved in sensory perception of smell; sensory perception of smell.
AUGGCUAAGCUGGACGAGACCAACUCGCUGCGUGUGCAGAUACUCGUCUACCGCCUGAUGGGCAUCGAUCUGUGGAGCCCCACGACGGCCAACGAUCGCCACCUGGUCACGUUCGUGACCAUGGGACCAUUGUUCGCCUUUAUGCUGCCCAUGUACCUGUCCGCCAGGGAGAACAUAACCGAGGUGAGUCUGCUCUCAGACACGCUGGGCUCCACCUUCGCCAGCAUGCUGACGCUGGUCAAGUACCUGCUGUUCGUCUACCACCGCAAGCAGUUCGUGGGCAUGAUCUACCACAUCAGGGGCAUCCUGGAGAGGGAGAUCAACGUGUGGCCGGAGGCCAGGGAGAUUGUCGACGCCGAGAAUCGCAGCGAUCAGAUGCUGAGCCUCGCCUAUGCGCGCUGCUUCGGCUUGGCGGGCAUCUUUGCGGCCAUCAAGCCGUUCGUGACCAUGUCCCUGGCCCUGCUGCGGGAUGGGGGCGAUGGCAGCAAGCUGCAUCUGGAGCUGCCCCACAUGGGUGUCUAUCCGUACGACUACCAGGUGAUGUGGUUCUUCGUGCCCACCUACCUGUGGAACGUGAUGGCCAGCUACAGUGCCGUGACCAUGGCCCUGUGCGUGGACACACUCCUCUGCUUUUUCACGUACAACGUUUGCGCCAUCUUCAAGAUUGCCCGGCACCGGCUCAUUCAUCUGCCGGCCAUGGGCGAGGCGGAUCCCCGUGCGGAGCUGGAGGCAUUGGUCCAGGUGCUGUUGCUGCACCAGAAGGGUCUGAGGAUAGCCGAUUUCAUUGCCGAUCACUACCGGCCGCUGAUCUUUCUGCAGUUCUUUCUGUCGGCUCUGCAGAUUUGCUUCAUCGGCUUCCAGGUGGCCGAUCUGUUCCCGAAGCCACAGAGCCUCUACUUUAUCGCCUUCGUGGGCUCCCUGCUGAUCGCCCUCUUCAUCUACUCGACCUGCGGCGAGAACAUCAAGAAGGCCAGCCUGGACUUUGGCGACGGCAUCUACGAGAGCAACUGGCCGGACUUUGCGCCGUCCACCAAGCGGGCCCUGCUCAUUGUGGCGAUGCGGGCCCAGCGCUCAUGCCAGAUGAAGGGUUACUUCUUCGAGGCCAGCAUGGCCACCUUUUCAGCGAUUGUUCGCUCGGCCAUGUCGUACAUCGCGAUGUUGCGAUCCUUCAAUGCAUAAACUGGAGCAGAGGCAUCAGGAACAGGAGGAGUAGGACGCAACCGAACCAAAAGGGAAGCAGCACAAAUAUAGAAAAUUCUCAGCUUUGUCGCAGCAUUUUUUAAUGAAAAGAAUUCCCCCCAGUGCAUUGCUCACAUUUCAGUGCAGCUGUGCAAAUAGGAAACGAAAACUAAAGGUUAAUAAAUGAAGAAAA